This is a messenger RNA of Heterocephalus glaber (naked mole-rat), 3574 nucleotides long. It is a transcript of the gene Rflnb, whose product is annotated as refilin B. Gene Ontology annotation, biological process: negative regulation of chondrocyte development; skeletal system morphogenesis; negative regulation of bone mineralization involved in bone maturation. Gene Ontology annotation, cellular component: actin filament bundle. Gene Ontology annotation, molecular function: filamin binding. The record is from RefSeq and is a predicted model, not a curated record. Lineage: Eukaryota; Metazoa; Chordata; Mammalia; Rodentia; Bathyergidae.
GACCCGGGCCGCGCGCGGGUUGCGGGGUGGGGAGGGCAGCCGGGAGGGCAGUGGCCGGGGUGCGGCGUGUGCUCCCGACGUUCGCUCGCGACCCUCGCGCCGCUGCCGCCGGCCUCGCCACGCGCACAGCCAUGGUGGGCCGGCUGAGCUUGCAGGAUGUCCCUGAGCUCGUGGACGCGAAGAAGAAAGGCGACGGCGUCCUGGACAGUCCGGACUCGGGGCUCCCCCCGAGCCCGAGCCCCAGCCACUGGGGGCUCGCGGCCGCUGGGGGCGGCGGGGGGGGCGGCGGGGACCGCGCUCCGCCCCCCGGCGUGCUGGAGCCCGACGCGGCGGCGACCCCUGCGGUCCCGAACACAGCAUCUCUCCCCAACACCCUGGCUGCCAGCUGCUCACCGAGGCUUUGCCCCCUGUCCUUUGGAGAAGGAGUGGAGUUUGACCCCUUACCACCAAAAGAAGUAAGGUACACUUCUUCAGUCAAGUAUGACUCUGAGCGCCACUUCAUCGAUGAUGUGCAGUUGCCCCUGGGCCUGGCAGUGGCCUCCUGCAGCCAGACGGUCAUCUGCAUCCCUAAUUGCACAUGGCGCAACUACAAAGCUGAGGUGCGCUUUGAGCCCCGCCACAAGCCCACACGCUUCCUCAGCACCACUAUCGUCUACCCCAAGUACCCCAAGACCGUCUACACCACCACCCUGGAUUACAACUGCCACAAGAAGCUGAGGAGGUUUCUGUCCAGCGUGGAGCUUGAGGCCACCGAGUUCCUGGGCAGCGACUGCCUCUCGGAUGAAUGCUGACUUGCGAGGGCUGGUUGGGGUGGACCAGCUGUUGGCUUUCUGCCCUGGUUCCCAGACCACCCAUGUAGGCCUUGCACAUCAUUCCAGCCCUAGAGGAGUCUAACGUGGAGAUACCUCUGAGCCCAGUUUGGGGAAAAAGAAAAAAAAAAUCACUGCAUCUUAUAGUUAUUGAGAUACUUGGUUUUGUUUUUAAAUUUUCAAAUUAUCUUCAAAGGGAGUACUUUUCCUGGUUUGCUGCUGCAAAGUUUCCCCAAAGUCUUCGUUUGAUGAGAAAAUAAAAAGAUGACUAGAGCAAAAGGAGAACGGCAAAUGCGAUCAGGGUGCACGUGGUGGAUGAGCUCUCCCUCCACUGGUCAUGUGUGUGAAGAAUGCCUGGAAAAGUCUUUGCUGUGGGAAAAGUGGGCUGUAAGAAAUUUCAGCCACAGAAGUCUUCACUGCUGCAAGGGUAGAGCUAAGUCAGGAAAUUGUAACACCCAUAUGUGUUCAAUCUGUGGAGAAUUGAGUUCCAUUCCAUUUUUAUUUCUACUUCUAUUUGUAUUUCCUGUUAACUAAAACUCUUGGAAUUCUCUAGAUCUUUUUCAUGAUAUCAAAAAACCCCAAACCACAGUCUGAGAUGCCUUUGGGAAAAAAAUAAAGGCUCCUUGUGUUGUUGCCUGCUUCAGCUGGUCAAGAGGACCGAUGGCCCUGUUUGGGAGCAGUGGCUUCCGUCCCACUCCCCAGCAGGUGCGUUCCAGGCACGGGCUUUGGCUCAGCCCUUGCACGCUUGGCAUCUGGUUAACGUCUCUGUAGGCUUGUGUAACUCUUGAUAGGUAUUUUGGGUUUUCAAAAUACUUUCCUAUGUUUUCAUGAGGCAGAAUGUAGCAGAGACGGCAUUUUAAAAGAAUGCCUUGGAAAAAAUACUUUUUGGGACUCUUAUCAGGGAGGUUUCCAUUUUGGACAGCCACACCUAAGACCCCCUGCCCUCAGGAAGAGGUGAAUAGAUGUUUCUGGUGCUCCAGUCAUCGUGAUUAAGUAUCUGGAUGGACUCGGUUUUUUUAGGACUUUCGUGGUGUUAAAAUUGUAGAAGGAUUGUAUCUAAUCCAAAAGUCCAAAAACCAAGGAUUCUAACCACCCCCCCUCAGGCUGAGUUCAGAAUAGGGAAUGGUGGUAUAAUUCAGCCAGCACAACUUGGCCACUACAGCAGCGGUGGACGUUUCCUUUCUACCACUGUAUACGUGGAAGUGAGAAUUGUGGAGCCAGAUGUGAACUGAAGAUGUUCCCGAGGCAAAUGUGUGAGCGCAGCUUAACUAGCGGCGGCAGCAAUAGAGACGCUGCUGCUGAGCAGGUGUGGACCAGGCUGCUCCCUGCUCACGGCCUCCCACCAGCCUCAGCCCCAGCCCUUGCUUCUUAGGCCCUCCUGCCAAUCCCUAUGGUGCCUGGGUAAAGGAAGUGGUAGGUGGACUUUUUUCCAGGUUUGGAAAAAAAGCGUACAUAUUUCCUUUGAAUGCAUCUAAAUGAUGACAAGUGGGUUACAGAGGGUUGUAAGUCCAGCGUCCUGCUUUAUCUCCAGGUUUCUGUGGAUGGCUUCCAUCUUCUCUGAAAUCAGAAUUGAAAGCUGUCUGGGUCCCCUGGAGCCAUAGCAAGGGCUUUUGUUCGGAUGAAAGCAGGUGGGAUCAUAAUGGCUCUCGGAGAGUUCCUGGGGGCCGGGAGAGCCACCUUUGUCUGGGGUGCUCUGGAGACAACAGUGUUGUGUUCCUAAUGGACAGGACACUUCUCUUUGUAUGUAGCUGGGUUUGGCAGGGUGCAUCUCAAUAGGCACCCAGCAAGGGGGUCGCCCUGGGACCCUGUUGUCUCCUGGGUCGUGGACAGAGCGACAAGUGCCUUUGGAAGAGCAGAUCUCACAGGGUCUAUUAGUAAAAGUAGAUUUUUCUAUUUGAUUUCCUAAUGUCAUGAAGUGUUAAGUGUAAUUUUAAAAUCACUUUAGGGGAAUUCCAGAGGCAUUGCUCUGUCCCAGUGGAGAGGAACACUUGGAUGAGCUCGGGACCCCACUCUGGCCAGUGUGGCCGUAGAGAGAAUGUGCUCUCUGAGCACAGCAGCAUUCGAGUUGUCCUUGGGAGUUUGGGGGAUUUUGUUUUGUUUUAUUUUGAAUUUUUGUCUUAGAGGGAUUAUGUUAAAGUUCAGGCAAAUCAUUCUAGGUGUGGAAAAAACCUGAACUCUUACCAGUAAAGUAAGUAGAAGUGGAUGAUGGUGGAUGUGUCACGCAAAUGGAGAAGCAGGUUUUAUUCUGUUAAGUUAUUCACUAGGGAACCCGCUGGAGUUCUUUCUAAUUGUUUCAUUUUCUCCAAACCUGCUUUGCCAAGUUGUGGAAAUGGAAGAUGUGGAGGUGUAAUGGGACACUCUGUGAGGAUGAGAUGUCUUCAGGCGAUAGUGAAUUAUUAGUUUACAGGGUGGAAGUGGUGAAUUUGAAAACUCACUGAUCCAAAAGAAACAUUCCCACUUAUGUGUGAGAGAUACAGUUUAUUUGUUAAUUAAAAAGGUUUUUUUUCUCUUGGUCUCUUAAAUUAUGCCUUUCAUGUAAUAAGGAUAAUUUGUAUUUUCAGAGAAAAACUGUUUCCUUUCAAAUCACAGACUUUUACAAAGACUUUAAUUUGAAUGAAUAUCUUGUCCUUUGACAUUUUUCUUGUUUCCAACCUUAGGAAAUCCAGAAUAGUAUUGGACAAAAGUGUGUUUUAAAUUUAUCUUUGACAUCUGUCCCAUUCCAUUUUGCUUUGUGACUUCUCCAUUUAACAAUAAAUUAUCUAAAA